AUGACGAAGCCUAAACACGACGCUACCUUCUCAAGCAUCAACAAAAUCGAUGACUGGGGAUCUUUGGAGGCAGAGGGAAAAAUAUUCAUAAUGAUGAAGCCUCAACACGACGCUACCUUCUCACGCAUGAACAAAAUCGAUGACUGGGGAUCUUUGGAGGCCGAGGGAAAAAUAUUCAUAAUGAUGAAGCCUCAACACGACGCUACCUUCUCAACGCAUGAACAAAAUCGAUGA
Messenger RNA from Necator americanus (New World hookworm), 234 nucleotides. RefSeq lists its product as uncharacterized. Bases 1 to 234 code for a protein of 77 amino acids. The record is from RefSeq and is a predicted model, not a curated record. The transcript has a single exon. Lineage: Eukaryota; Metazoa; Nematoda; Chromadorea; Rhabditida; Ancylostomatidae.